AUUUCUAUUCUCGCGGAUCUCUCCUUUUCCCACCGAGAUAAUUCCGAUAUCGCUCUAAGCUGUUCUGUCCGAGUUACCGCUGGAAACGCUCACUGUUUCUGAGGAAAGAAGAGGUGUCAGUGCGCUUGAUUCUAUACUGCUCCAUGGAUGCUAGAUCCUGAAGCUUCCAAGUUAUCGUAGACACCAUGAACUCUGCUGGAUUGAUCUACCAGCUUGCGCCCUAUGAUGAAUACCUUGGGGCAUGGCACUUUUAGUUAUGUGUUCAAGGCGACUGAACGAGGAUCCGGAAAAACGGUGGCUCUCAAGACUUCCCGUGUCUCGAUGAGAGUGAAGCGGCCAAUUCUUCGGCACGAGUCUCGUAUACUCCAACUUUUGAAAGGGCAAGCAGCUAUUCCCUUGGUAUAUGCUUACGGCCAACUGGAGCAUUUCGAGCACAUGACUACGGAGAUUCUGGGGCCGAACGUUGCGGAGCAGCAGAAGAAGAAUGGUCCCGGGACUGGCAUAAUGUUGACGACCGUCAUCCGAAUCGUGGAUCAAGUGCUGGCGGGACUGGAGCAUAUACACUCGCUCGAAAUUGUGCAUCGAGACAUCAAGCCCGAGAAUCUCCUUUGCGCAUUUGAUGAUUCGACAAUCAAAAUCAUCGACUUUGGAAUCUCCAAGCCGUUUUCCCAUGGUCCGCCCAGCAAGUACAAUCCAUUAAAGGACCGCCGAGUCAUAGUCGGGUCUCUUUACUGGGCAAGCCUGAAUUCUCACAAAGGAAUAGAUCUUUCUCCGCGGGAUGACAUUGAAUCCUUAGCUUACAUAGCCCUCUUCCUUCUUCGCGGACACCUACCUUGGAAACCUCGUCCACGCGAGGAGUCUCAGCUGCGCUCACAAGAGAUCGUCCGACUCAUGAAAUUGAGUUGUUCAGGCAAAGAUUUGUCUGAAGGCUUUCCCAUUGAAUUCGGAGACCUGCUCGACGACAGUCGUUCCCUCGAUUUUAAUCAGCUACCCGACUACGGCAGGUUCAGGCGCUUGUUUGGGGGGAGUAGUAAUGGACCACUCGAUUGGACACCUUGCGUCCCGGCACAAAUCAAUACUCGCGUUUUAGAUGAGCCUGAGCUCGAGAUCCUUGGCGAAGACGACGACCACUACGAUGACUCCAGUAGUGACGACCGUGGUGAGGACAGUUACUUUGGAAUGGACAUUGACAUGUGGGACUCACGUCAGGGAGAGCGAGAUAAGAACUUGGCGUUGCCCGCAGAGCAGGAGGCAGACCUCGAUAGUUGUAUCCCCUUGAUCGCAGAAGUAUUAGAGUAAACUGGUUGGUCUGGAGUCGUUGGUCUUUUCAUCGUUGAGCCUGAGCUUCUUUCCACCUGACAAGCUGUGGUUUCGGUAAUGAAAUUGAACAGACCGGGUAAUUUUAUAUUGCAGCCUGAACGUCGACAGUUCAAGACUUAGCUCUGGUUUCAGGGAUACGAACGAUGUGGAAUCGACGCUAACCAA
Messenger RNA from Desarmillaria tabescens, 1485 nucleotides. Its product is annotated as putative casein kinase-1 hhp1. The record is from RefSeq and is a predicted model, not a curated record. The transcript is spliced from 5 exons. Gene Ontology annotation, biological process: peptidyl-serine phosphorylation; endocytosis; signal transduction. The coding region runs from base 223 to 1299 and encodes 358 amino acids. Gene Ontology annotation, cellular component: nucleus; cytoplasm. Gene Ontology annotation, molecular function: ATP binding; protein serine/threonine kinase activity. Lineage: Eukaryota; Fungi; Basidiomycota; Agaricomycetes; Agaricales; Physalacriaceae.